This is a messenger RNA of Labeo rohita (rohu), 879 nucleotides long. RefSeq names its product BUD31 homolog (gene bud31). Gene Ontology annotation, biological process: mRNA splicing, via spliceosome. Gene Ontology annotation, cellular component: spliceosomal complex; nucleus. Lineage: Eukaryota; Metazoa; Chordata; Actinopteri; Cypriniformes; Cyprinidae. Bases 149 to 583 code for a protein of 144 amino acids. The record is from RefSeq and is a predicted model, not a curated record. The transcript has 4 exons.
CGUAAGUUUCGUGUAACAAUUCACACUGAAAGGACCUCAGAGUGACGUCAUCCGCUCGGCGACAGAAAUCGGGAAAGUACUGAAUGCAGCAGCAGCAGCUCGCUGUUGCUAAAUAGCUGAGAGGAUCUUAUAUUGUCUGAAUAAUAUAAUGCCGAAGGUGAAAAGGAGUAGGAAACCACCUCCAGAUGGUUGGGAGCUCAUAGAGCCCACUCUUGACGAACUGGACCAGAAAAUGCGCGAAGCUGAAACCGAGCCACAUGAGGGCAAACGUAAAGUUGAGUCUCUGUGGCCAAUCUUCCGACUUCAUCACCAGCGCAGCCGUUACAUUUUCGACCUUUUUUACAAGAGAAAGGCCAUCAGUCGAGAGCUUUAUGAAUAUUGCAUCAAAGAGGGCUAUGCAGACAAGAAUCUGAUUGCCAAAUGGAAAAAACAGGGCUAUGAAAAUCUGUGCUGCCUGCGGUGCAUUCAGACUCGUGACACAAACUUUGGAACAAAUUGCAUAUGCAGAGUUCCCAAGGGCAAGCUUGAAGUGGGUCGUAUCAUUGAGUGCACUCACUGUGGAUGCCGAGGAUGUUCUGGAUGAGUCAAGAGGGAAACAACUUUUUGAACUUACUGAACUUUGAUUUGUAUUUUUAAUACAUUUUUGGAGUGUCAUUACAAUGUUGGAUCUGUUGAAAUUAUAUGAUUUUGUGUAUGUUUUUAUUUUUAUUAUUUGUAUUAAACUGUGAUGUAUCUUAAUCAUUCUGGGUUGCAGUGGCCAAUUUCAUACUUUUGAGUGUGUGCUUUUAUGUUAUGAACAUGAAAUGUUAUAUAAGCAUUCUCUGGUAAAAUAUCUCUUCCCAUACAAAUACAAAUCAGAAUUCUUGUGUUUGUAAAGUU